UUAUUAGAAGAAUGUUUUUAAAAUAACACAAUCAUAUUUUUUAAUCUAAAGCUAAAUAACUCAAACACAAACAAAUAAAGGCAUUUCAUUUACAUGAUACAGAUUGUUUUGUAACCUUUGGGUUCUGUGGAUAAAAAGAGGAAAUAAAAAGCUUUAAUGUCUCCAGUCAAUAAUUAGGAUAGUACAUAUUUGUCUAAUGUGUUUAAUAUUUGAAUAUUUGGAGAGUCGACUCCAAAGCCUGGUUUCAUAGUCGUGUAAUAGACUAUGUACUUUCAUAAUAAGAAAAUAUCUUUUCCUUCCAACCUAAUCACCACCACCAAAAAAGUAAAUACAUAACAAAUAAAUAAAUCUUGUUACUGCUCAGAAAAUGAAGAAAUAUCAUUUGCGGAAUCGGAGUCGACUCCCAAAAUCUGCGGAAUCGAUUCCUACAGUUCUGCAGCACCUGGAACCGGAACAGGAGUCGACUCCCAAAAUCUGGAAUCGAACAGAAUCGAACUUUAGAUCCAGCCUCCAGCUGGAGCGUUUCCAGGACAACGCGCGAGCAUUUCAGCCCCGCCCACAUCUCGCGCGCCCUGAAUAAUCCCGCGCUUUUCUCUCAGCUGCCUCAGCAUCAGUGAGCUAAAAGCCUGAGGGAAGGUGGAUGGCACACACACAGGUGAGUCACCUGGCCCUUACACUAGCUUCUCCCUGUGUCUUGACAGGUCCUGAGGUUAGUAGAUACAAUAACAGUAUUGUUUGCUUUCAUUUCUCAACAUUAUUUUCAAGUUUCUUUUUCAUUUUGAAGUCAUUUUCCGACUUGUUUUCUGAGAAGCAAAGGUAGCAAUAUCUUAAAAAACAAAACCAGAAAAAUCUCAAUAAAGGUCACAAUGGGAUCCAGCUCUUCGUCCUACGCUCCUAAAACCGUGUACCUGGACGUAGAUGGCAAAGUUCAGAGGGUCAUUUUCAGUCGACACUGCAGUCCGUGUGACAUCAGGGAGUUGCUUUGUACGUCGUCCAACAUAGCCAGAAACACGGCUAUACUUUUAAUAGAUGCAGAAGGAGCACUGAUGUCUAUCGACCCCACCAUGCCUACAAACUCACCUAACAACUUGUAUAAAGUAGUACCCCAUUCCAGUCAAGGAGGAGAGAAAGAAGACAUGUUCCAGAACGUUCUCUCCCAAGUGGCGGAGCAAUUCAGUCGGGCUUUCAGGAUAAACGAGCUGAAGACGGAGAUGACCAACAGACUGGCCAUGCUGGAGAAGAGGGUCGAACUAGAAGGCCUCAAAGUGGUAGAGAUUGAGAAGUGUAAGAACGAUCUGAAGAAACUAAGGGAUGAGGUGACCUCUAGAGGCGGAGCAAGGGUGAACUGCAAUUGCAAAUACAAUUUCACAGAUGAUGGAAAGAAACUCUCUCCCAGACGUGAUGUUCCAAGUUAUCCAAAGUACACACUUUCCCAGGAGACUAUAGAGACUCUCAAGAAGCCCACCUUUGAUGUAUGGCACUGGGAGCAUAAUGAGAUGUUAAGCUGUCUGGAGUACAUGUAUCAUGAUCUCGGACUAGUAAAGGAGUUUAACAUGAACCCCAUCACCCUUAAAAGGUGGCUGCUGGCAAUCCAGGAAAAUUACCGCGACAACCCGUUCCAUAACUUCCGCCACUGCUUCUGUGUCAGCCAGAUGAUGUACGGAAUGAUCCACUUGUGCAACCUCCAGGAGAAGCUGACUAUGACUGACAUGUGCAUUCUGAUGACGGCAGCAGUGUGCCACGAUCUUGACCAUCCAGGAUACAAUAACACGUAUCAGAUUAAUGCUCGGACAGAGCUGGCCGUGCGCUACAACGAUAUCUCCCCCCUGGAGAACCACCACUGUGCAGUGGCCUUCCAGAUUCUCGCCAUGCCAGAGUGCAACAUCUUCGCCAACAUUGAGCUUGAGUCCUUCAAACAGAUAAGACAGGCCAUCAUUACUCUUAUUCUAGCCACUGACAUGGCCAGACAUGGCGAGAUACUAGAUUCCUUCAGACAGAAAGUGGACAACUUUGACUUCACCAACGAGGAGCAUGUCAAAUGUCUUAAGAUGGUCUUGAUCAAGUGUUGCGACAUCUCCAACGAGGUUAGACCAACCGAAGUUGCCGAGCCAUGGGUGGACUGCCUGCUGGAGGAGUACUUCAUGCAGAGUGACAGAGAAAAGUCAGAAGGUCUUCCUGUCGCUCCUUUUAUGGACCGGGACAAAGUGACCAAGCCAACAGCACAAAUUGGCUUCAUCAAGUUUGUUCUCAUCCCAAUGUUUGAGACAGUCAUGAAGCUUUUCCCUCAAAUCGAGGAGAUCAUGGUGCAGCCGUUGCGAGACUCUCGUGACCACUACGAAGAACUAAAGCAGAUUGAUGAUGCCAUGUCCCAAGCCCAGAAGAAGAAAACAGAGAGCAUGUCAUUAGGAGGAAAGAAGAAAUAGACCCAACCUUCUGCUUCCUUGUUACAAAAAGAGAAGUUAGAAGCAUAAACUGAAGUCUCAUGGCAGGAUGACGUAGCCUGGCUUUGUUCUGGUGUCCCAUGUGCCCUUUUUCUGAGAUGGAGUGGGCUUCUCCUGCCCCAGUCUCGCAAGCCUUGAACGCCCUCUCUGAGAGGACAGAUUUCUCCACACCAGAUAGAUAUAGUAUUAGAGCAGAUGUGAGAGGAACCUUAAGAGGGCGGUGAAUCCUUUGCUUCACGAGUCAAGUGUUUCAAGAUUCUACAGCACAUUUUAUACGGUAAGGUUGAGAGACCAUAGCAGGAAUGAAAAUUCAUUCACCUGUUUGAAGAUGUGAAGUGUUAACAGCUGAAAAGGUGAUUGUCUGGUGUUAUGAUAAAGGAAGAAUUUUGAGUAGUUUAAAGGUAUUAAGGGAAAACAAUCAAAUGGUUUUCAAUUCUUUAUAGAUUUCUAUAUGUUUUUGACCCUUAAGAUUAAGUUGGGGUAUGAGAACGUAUUAUGGAGUAAGAAUAAACAAGAAAAGUAGAAUGCGAUUUCAUAGCCACGGGGCAUUCAGACAUCUAUGAACACCAAAGAGAACAAAAACUGAAUGUGGAGUUCCACUUUUGAGGGUAUUUAGUAGUUUCAAAAUCAGUCGAGCACACAACACAGAAAUAUAUAAUAUAUAUAUUAUAUAUAUACAUAUUAGUGUUAUUAUUACUGACAGUUUAAGUGGCUAAAAUCUCACACCCAGAUUUACUUUCUUAAUAACAAGUCACAAGUUUGAUUACACAGAUAUGCCAAAAAUUGAUCAUUUGAUGGAUUUGUACACAUGUAAUGCUUGUGAAGUGGUGGAAAUCUUCAAAUGGCACCAGAAAUUUGACAUUUAGUUCAAAGAUACCUUAGAAAAUACACUUCUAAGGAUGUGCCUCAUUUUAUACAUACAAUAUAAUUUAAGAACUAAUCUAUUUUUAAAUAUGAUGACUGAAGGAAAUUGAUUUACGUGUGUUGCCCGAAAUUUAGUGAACCUUAAUGUUUACUUGACCAGAAUGUUGAAUCCUCAAGGUAUUAUAUUGCUUUGCUUUUUUUGCAAUUAGAUUGUUGUUUCUAAUAUUUUUCAUUUUAAUCGUGUUAUAAGGUUUUUACUUUAAUGUUCUGGCUGCAAUGAACCAAUAAAGUAAUUAAUUAUAUAGUAAAACGUGUCAAAGCUCACACCAUGUUAUACAGUUCUAUUUAUUUAUGCAAUGAACGCAUUGCAAGAUGUAUCAUAUUUACAUAUUUUCCCAGUAGAGUGUAAAAGCAUUGGC
Molecule: messenger RNA, 3724 nt
Organism: Pangasianodon hypophthalmus (striped catfish)
Lineage: Eukaryota; Metazoa; Chordata; Actinopteri; Siluriformes; Pangasiidae
Gene: pde9ab
Product: phosphodiesterase 9ab
Exons: 20
Coding region: 867-2423 (518 amino acids)
Biological process (GO): cGMP catabolic process
Molecular function (GO): 3',5'-cyclic-GMP phosphodiesterase activity
Source: RefSeq, a predicted model, not a curated record